This is a messenger RNA of Psammomys obesus (fat sand rat), 2124 nucleotides long. It is a transcript of the gene Tgfb1, whose product is annotated as transforming growth factor beta 1. The coding region runs from base 827 to 1999 and encodes 390 amino acids. The transcript is spliced from 7 exons. NCBI's taxonomy places the organism in Eukaryota, Metazoa, Chordata, Mammalia, Rodentia, Muridae. The record is from RefSeq and is a predicted model, not a curated record. Gene Ontology annotation, molecular function: growth factor activity; type III transforming growth factor beta receptor binding; type II transforming growth factor beta receptor binding. Gene Ontology annotation, biological process: BMP signaling pathway; transforming growth factor beta receptor signaling pathway; regulation of cell population proliferation. Gene Ontology annotation, cellular component: extracellular region.
GCCCCAGGCCGUCCCCCUCCUCCUCCCGCCGCGGAUCCUCCCGACAGCGCGGCCCCCGGCCGGGGCAGGGGGGACGCCCCUUCGGGGCACCCCCGGCUCUGAGCCGCCCGCCGAGCCGGCGAAGGAGCAGCCGAGGAGCCGUCCGAGGCCCCAGAGUCUGAGGCCAGCCGCCGCCGCCGCCACUGCGGGGAGGAGGGGGAGGAGGAGUGGGAGGAGGGACGAGCUGGUGGCGAGAAGAGGAAAAAGUUUUGAGACUUUUCCGCUGCUACUGCGAGCCGGAGACGCGGGGACCGCCUGGCGCUGCGCUGUCCCUCAAGGAGGCAGGACCGGGGGACCCCAGACCGCCCUGCUCACCGUCGCGGACGCUCGCCCGCUGCACGGCGUUCCCCGGACGCCCCAUUCCGGACCAGCCCUCGGGAGCCGCGAGCCCCGCCUCCCGCGAAGACUUCGCCCCAAAGCUGGGGCGCACCCCUUCACGCCGCCCUCCCCCCAGCUUGCCUCCCGGGUCCCCCGCAUCCCAGGACCCCGUCUCCCUCGGGAGGCCGAGCUCCCUCAGACCUGCUGGCAGUAGCCCCCCUAUUUAAGAACACCCACUUUUUGGUCCCAGAGAGCACCCCUCUCGCCCUUUUCCCCCGGGUGGCACAGCGAGACGCCCUGUGUCAGAGCCUCGCCGCGACUCCCGCCGCCUUUUCCCUCGCCCUCGGAAUUAUCCCGGACUCUACCUUUCCUCGGAGACCACCCCCAGCCCUGCAGGGGCGGGGCCUCCGCGUCCCACCUUUGCCCGGGGCUCGCGCUCUCCGCGGUGCCGCGGGGCGCCGCCUCCCCCAUGCCGCCCUCGGGGCUGCGGCUGCUGCCGCUUCUGCUCCCGCUCCCGUGGCUGCUGGUGCUGACGCCCGGGAGGCCAGCCGCGGGACUCUCCACCUGCAAGACGGUCGACAUGGAGCUGGUGAAGCGGAAGCGCAUCGAGGCCAUCCGCGGCCAGAUCCUGUCCAAACUGCGGCUCGCCAGCCCCCCGAGCCAGGGGGAGGUGCCGCCCGGCCCGCUGCCCGAGGCCGUGCUCGCCCUGUACAACAGCACCCGCGACCGGGUGGCCGGCGAGAGCGCGGACCCGGAGCCCGAGCCGGAGGCGGACUACUACGCCAAAGAGGUCACCCGCGUGCUAAUGGUGGACCGCAACAACGCAAUCUACGAGAAAACCAAAGACAUCUCACACAGUGUAUAUAUGUUCUUCAACACGUCAGACAUCCGGGAAGCAGUGCCAGAGCCACCACUGCUGUCUCGGGCAGAGCUGCGCCUGCAGAGAUUCAAGUCAAGUGUGGAGCAGCAUGUGGAACUGUACCAGAAAUACAGCAACAAUUCCUGGCGUUACCUUGGUAACCGGCUGCUGACCCCCACCGACACGCCUGAGUGGUUGUCCUUUGACGUCACUGGAGUUGUAAGGCAGUGGCUGAACCAAGGAGACGGCAUACAGGGCUUUCGCUUCAGCGCUCACUGUUCCUGUGACAGUAAGGACAAUGUGCUCCACGUGGAAAUCAAUGGGAUCAGCCCCAAACGUCGAGGUGACCUGGGCCCCAUUCAUGACAUGAACCGACCCUUCCUGCUCCUCAUGGCCACCCCGCUGGAAAGGGCCCAGCACCUCCACAGCUCCAGGCACCGGAGAGCCCUGGACACCAAUUACUGCUUCAGCUCCACGGAGAAGAACUGCUGUGUGCGGCAGCUGUACAUUGACUUUCGGAAGGACCUGGGCUGGAAGUGGAUCCAUGAGCCCAAGGGCUACCAUGCCAACUUCUGUCUGGGGCCUUGCCCCUACAUUUGGAGUCUUGACACACAGUACAGUAAGGUCCUUGCCCUCUACAACCAACACAACCCAGGCGCUUCGGCGUCGCCGUGCUGCGUGCCGCAGGCGCUGGAGCCGCUGCCCAUCGUCUACUACGUGGGCCGCAAGCCCAAGGUGGAGCAGCUCUCCAACAUGAUCGUGCGCUCCUGCAAGUGCAGCUGAGGCCCCGCCCCGCCCCGCCCCGCCCGGCAGGCCCGGCCCCGCCCCCGCCCCGCCCGCUGCGCCCGGGGCUGUAUUUAAGGACACUUGCACCCCUGAGCCCACCUGGGGAGCCCAUUAAAGGUGAG